Molecule: messenger RNA, 885 nt
Organism: Sphenostylis stenocarpa
Lineage: Eukaryota; Viridiplantae; Streptophyta; Magnoliopsida; Fabales; Fabaceae
Source: the annotation of a GenBank genome assembly
AUGGUUGUUUUAGCAAGAAAGAAACGAGUUACUGACCCGUUCGAUGAUGAAGCCAAGGCACGUCUCGUCGGUGGCGACCUCCGGCAACUAAGCUACAUCAGCAGCGGGAGCGAACAUUCCGGUGACGGCGAUUCGCCAUGCCUUUCCGAGCUCGUGCAUGAUUUCCUGGAGGAAAAUGGCAACUCGGAUAAUAACUCAGCGGGAAACGAUUUUGACUCGGAGCGAGUCGACUCUGCAUCUGAUUGCAUCGACUCGGUGGAGGAACUUCUUAUGCUAAGCGAAGCCAACGCUUCGGACUCUUACAAAAGCUUGCUUCUCGCGCACGCUUCGGAGGCCGCGGAGAAGUUCGAGUUUUUGAAGGAACAAAACAUUGAGAUGUAUAUCCGAAACGCGAUGUCGUUUUUGCGCGAGAAAGGGCACAAUGCCGCGAUUUGCAAAACGCGGUGGGACUCUUCCGGUGGAACCACCGCGGGUAACUACGAGUUUAUCGACGUGCUGCGACCAGGACCGUCCACGUGGCACAAGAGGUACUUCGUGGACCUUGAUUUCGUAGGCCAGUUCGAGAUCGCACGGCCCACGAGUGAGUAUCUAGAGUUUCUGAGCUACGUGCCGCGAAUAUUCGUUGGAACCGCAGAGGAGUUGAAACGCACCGUUGGGAUCUUGUGCCGUGUUUCGAAGCGUUGUUUUAGGAAAAGAGGGUUAACUGUGCCUCCGUGGAGAAAAAACCGGUACAUGCAGAACAAGUGGUUCAGUCCGUAUCGUAGAACCGCCAGCCCGGUUCCCACUGUCGUCUCUGCGAUAAGUGGUGCCAAAUGUAGAUUGGUCGGGUUCGACGACGCCGUUUUGGAGGCCAGACACGGCGGUGUGGUAGUCCGUACGAGAUGA